Molecule: messenger RNA, 1247 nt
Organism: Lineus longissimus
Lineage: Eukaryota; Metazoa; Nemertea; Pilidiophora; Heteronemertea; Lineidae
Product: DNA-directed RNA polymerase III subunit RPC7-like
Exons: 6
Coding region: 198-869 (223 amino acids)
Biological process (GO): transcription by RNA polymerase III
Cellular component (GO): RNA polymerase III complex
Source: RefSeq, a predicted model, not a curated record
UCACAAGAUGGCGGCUGCCACGAAAAAUGAAAUUUUUGCUGCAUUUUUCACAAAUACCGUAAAAUGUACCAACUGUUGCACAUAUUUAUAUUGUGUACAGUGCGAAGUUAUUUAUAUGAGUCGAUACUGAUCUGACUAGUGACUUGGGGAUGAAAUAGAUGGUAAAGUCUGGUUUUGUAUGCUGGUGAGAAGUUGACAUGGCCGGAAGAGGGCGUGGCCGUGGAAGAGGUCUCUCAUUCAACAUAGAGAGUCUCGGUUUUGGAAGGGGUGAUUCGCUUCCAGCAGCUUCUCAAGAGCCACCACCACUUUAUCCUCCCUUGCAAUUCAAACCAGCUCCUCUGAAGACUGGAGAAGAAUUAGAUUACCUCCUGGCCCUGAAGCAAGAGUUCCGAGGGACAGUCAGAGAGUCACCAUUCUUUAUCAAGCCACUUGAAAGGAGACGUGAUGUGGAAAGAUAUUCGGACAAAUACCAACUGAACCAGAAUGGAGACAGUAAUAUCAGGUGGGAACCAGACUGGACUCGCUUUCCCGCAGAACUUGCUGCCAAAAAGAAACGAGUAGGCAAAAAAACUGUGGUUGCUGCCCCAAAACUCGUGGCAAAGAAGGGUGAUGUCCUUGACAAGAUGAUUGACAAAACUUUAGAGGACUUGGCGAAAAAGGAGGCAAAGCAGGGUGAUGAAUCGGGUGAGGAGGACGAGGCAGCCAAGUCGGAAGAUGAGGAGGAGAAUGAGGGAGAGGAAGAAUUAGAGCUUGGAGAGGAUGAAGAAUUUGAAGAGGAAACCGAUUACAAUCUGAACUAUUUUGAUAAUGGAGAGAAUUAUGGCAAUGAUGAUGAGGACGAUGCCUUGGAUGAUGGACCAGUCUACUGAUGCUGCUGAAGAAAAUAUAUGAUUGAUAAUCUGAAAGUGGGGAUUCUGCGGAAUGGUAUUGAGAGAAAUUGAUGAGGGGCACAACUCAAGUUUGCUAUUAAACUGUGUUACCAGGAUUUUGUCUCUGGGGAAAAGAAUUGUAAGGACUGUGAAUGUUGUGGGAAAUAGACCUGUAAGGGGUGUUAAGGUUAUAGCCAUCAUAGUCUCAAUCUCGAAGCCCCUGCGCUAUGUUGUGCAACAGAAAAGCAUGAUUCAUAAUGUCUCCAUUUGGUUAAUGGCAUAUUAUUUGUGCAUUUCAUGGUUUUGCUGUUAGCUGUGCUAUGCCAGUGGCAGUUGUUUAUUACCAGUAUGUUUUUACAAUAAAAUAACUUUUUUUGU